CCGGGACCCGUAGUAAUUAUAAGCUCCAGCCACCGGCUGCCGCCUAUUCGGCCAGCCGCCGCGUCGCGGUUACUAAGGGGUGGAGAAGGUAGUGGCAGGCGUCACCGUGGAGCGGCUCCGAGAUCCCCGGGAGGCUCGCAGGCGUGCAUCCCGCCUGACCGGGACGUCGCCCUCGCAGACGCCUCGGAGGCGGAAACGACGCCGGAGGCAGGUGAAAAAACAGGUGAAGAAACAAAAAAAAAGGACAAGAGGUCUUUCCCGUGGUCAAAGAUCAAGGCCAUGGCCUCUUCAGGAGUCUACAAACUGGAUGAUGGGAAGCCUUACCUAAGCAACUGCUUUCCAGCCAAAAAUCUGCUUCGGAUGCCAGAGGAAGGCCGAGGACACUGGUUAGUGGCUCGGAAAUGUAGCCACAAGAAGAAGCCCAAGGGUGUGGUUGAGGCAACCGCUGAAAGUCAGGAAAGCCAGAAGAUUUCUUUUGAGGUCGGAGGGAAGAAAGUGUCUCGACAGGAAAACCAAGUGGACACUGCUAGACAUGUGCUGGACCGGGCUUUUCUUCUGAAGCACCACUGUGUGGAGAAACCAUCAGACCUAUGCAGCCCACAGGCUAAGGAAAAGGACUUCAAAUAUUUUAAUUCUGUGAUUUACAUCAAUGCUUCAGAAAACCUGCUGCCUCUAGAGGCAUUUCACACGUUUCCAGCUUUAAAGGAACUGGAGCUCGCAUUUAACAGCAUCAAAACAGUCUACGUGAAAUAUGGAGACUUUAAGUCCUUAGAAUUCCUGGACCUUUCCUUCAACAGCCUGACUGCGGAGGCCAUCUGUGAUCUGGGGAUUCUGCCACACCUCCGUGUCCUGCUCCUCACAGGCAAUGGACUCACCUCCCUGCCACCCAGUUUGGCUGUCACAGAGCAGGAGGCAUCUGUAACAUCGCUGACCAGAAAGAGGUACAUCCUGAGGUUCCCAGUGCUGGAGACACUGAUGCUAGAUGACAACAAACUCUCCAACCCCAAUUGUUUUGCUAGCCUGGCCGGGCUCAGGAGACUGAAGAAGUUAAGCCUGGACCAAAACAGGAUUUCCCGGAUCCCGUACCUACAGCAGAUUCAGCUCCGAGAUGGGUCUGGAGACUGGGUUGGAGGCAGGGCAAGUCCCCGGAAAGAGCCCCAGUCCAUGCUGCAGCCCAAGUCAUGGAUAUUUGAGGCCUCCGAUGACCAACCGGAUUAUACUAUACUGCCAAUGAAAAAGGAUGUUGACCGGACAGAGGUCGUGUUCUCAUCUUAUCCUGGAUUUUCAACCUCAGAGACAAGCAAGGUAUGUGCACUUCCUCCCAUAUUCAAGAUUCUUCCUGUGAAGUCACUGAAGGCAAGGAACCAGACGCUGGCCCCGCCCUUCCCAGAGCUGAGGUACCUUAGCCUGGCCUACAACAAGAUCGCGAAGGAAGAUGCCAUCCUGCCAGUAGCUCUCUUCCCAUCUCUCUGCGAGCUCAUCUUCCAUAACAACCCUCUGGUGGCCCAUACACGAGGGGUCCCUCCACUGCUAAAAAGCUUCCUCCAGGACCUUUUACUCAAUCAGUUAUAUCGACCAAGGCUGCUGGCCCUCGCUCAUACCAGGCAUGGACAGAACAGGGGGAAGUUGGAGAGCCUGCCAGAGCAGGUGAAAACCCAAGUCCCAAAGGUGCCAAAGAAGCCUCUGAUUGUCCAUCACCCACCCGUGAUCACAAUCAAAUCUUCCUCAAAGGAGAUGCUACAGUCAGAGGCCGCACUGACUGAGGAGCUGCCCACCACCAAAACCAUUUCUGUGGAGCGAGAGAUGCCCAUGGAGGGCUUGGAGGGCCUUUCCCUGUCCCACCGGACCUUUGUGCCACUGCCUCCCAUCCGCUCUGACUCCACUGUGUAUAGUGAAGGGACAUCCCACCUCAGCGACCCUGCUGGCCACCACAGCCCAGACGAUGAGGACACCAAGAGCACUGAGUCCAUCUUCUUGACCCAGGUGAGUGGGCUGUCUUCCUCCAUCUUCCAGAAGGAUGAUUCAGAAGUAAAGGAGAAAGGCCAAAGACCACCCACAGUACCCAGAGUUGUGAAGAGGACUCAGAAGAAGCUCCCAUCUGCCUCCCUCCCCAGCAAGUACCAUGGCUAUGAGGAGCUGCUGACAGCCAAACCUGAUCCGGCCUUCACUGAGCCAAAAGGAAUCCAGAAGAAUGCACAGGCCCUGCAGCACAUGCUGAAACACCCGCUUCUGCACCGCUCCUGCAAGCCCAGGCUGGACAGUCUUCAGAAACACUAUGUUCCCAAGGAGAAACGGACCCAGAGGAUCCCUAUUCCACCCCCACGGAAGACUCGAGCUCAGCUGCUAGAUGAUGUCCUCAUUCGCAUGCGGGACCCUCGGAACAUUACAGAGGCACCACUAGGAGCUGUCCUGCGCCAGCGGAAGGAGCAGCGGCUGGUGAACCAGAAGCAGUACCUGGAGGCCAAGAAGCUGCUGAAGGAGUUUCGUGCACGCUACCGACAGCUGGUGCGCUGCUCGCUGCGGACAGUGUUCAGAGCCACAGAGCCGCCCCAGGUCCACCCUGCACUGAGUGAGGGCCACCCUAAGUUUGGCCGCUUCCUCGAGUUCAUGGAUGAGUUCUGCCAGGAGCCUAUGGCCAGUGACUCGAAAGGCUAGGGCUGCACACACAGCCAUGUACGCCACCCAACCUGUGCCCCACACCCUCCACGGGGAUUCCAUGCCCUUGACUGCUCCUUGGGACAAGCGCGAGCCUCGGAGCUCUACUGGGCCUCGCUCACUGGUGGCAGAGAAUGGGGAGAUCGUCAGGACCUCCCUUCCUCGGGCCAGGCAGAAACCUGGCCCAACAGCAAUAAAGAGUGAGUGCAUACAGCAAGGGAGCCCUCGUUCCUUUUUGGAGCCUGGGCCAAGUUGUUGCACUGGGGAAAGAAACCCCAGCUGAUGCACAUCCCUGAAGUCCUGUGGGACACCUGUCUGAGGCACACGUGUCUAGCAGAGCUGGGGUCUUCUGAUCCAGGACAUAAGCUGAAGUCCUGUAUGCAAAUACAGUGGACUGUGGCUCUAAAACAGACCCUGGGACUCUGCAAGGUCAACCUGGACUGAGGUAAGUAAACUAGUUCUGGCCAAGGCAGCGUAUGGGGUUGUCCCAUUCUUAUGAGUGCCCAGUAGUCAGCACCUGCUGCAGAGGGGGAUCAGAAGUCCACUGGGCUGAAUUCUGGAGAGGUGUGCAUUUCGGGGUGGAUGCUGGGUCUGACCUAGUCACCUGGGCAAUGCUUGCUCCUAAGACUACUCUCCUGGAGGUGCCUACAAUUCAGAUCUGGGGAGCAGGCCUGCAGCUCUCAGGGUCCAGGAAGCAGUGGCACAACGAUUAACAGUCCUCACCAUGGCACAGACUCCCACAGCCUAAGUUGCAAUUAAGGUGAUUAUAGAAAUACAGUCUUGUAGCCACAGGUGCAGCAUGGUGUAGUAUCUGCUGCAUUUUGAGUGUGAGACUACUAGGACAGAAGUAUUUGCAUACCAUCAUACUUAACCAGUCUCACACAUGUGGCCAGUGACAUCGUUACAGCCAGCUGUGGUCAUACCAGACACAUUCAAGUUCAGACAGUCACAUACACAAUUAAUUACAUACAGUCACCUGCACAUACCAAGUUACAAAGUCAGUUACAUCUCAUUCGCUCAGGCAUCUGGACAGAUCCAUGUGCAGGGGCAUGUCGCUGACUCACCACCUUGGAUCUCCUGGGCCCCAAACCACCCUUCCCCUGAUGUUAGGAAGGAGAAUCCACACCAUCAUUCACACUGUAAACUGCACUAGAUUCAAGUUCUAGAGAACUGGAAUGCUCCCUUUAGCCAGAAACACUGUCAAAAGCUCGAGGCCUGAAAGGCUCCUGGGAACAUCCUGUCCCAACAAGUCAGGAAGCCUCUUGCAGUCUCACCAACAGGUCAUUCAGCCCCCACUUGCACAUCUAGUGACAGGGAGCUCAUUCCCUCUAAAGGCUGUCCCUUCUUUUAUUGGGAAAGCUGUUGGAUGGCUCUAGCCAUUGGGCUAAGUGUCUGCCUCAGUCUCUCAGUAGUCCUAACUGCUUUUUGGCCAAGAGUGUACCUGUUCUCCCUGCCCAGCCAGGCCAGCCCUUUACUGACGUGAGAGUAUCCUGAAGAGGCUACACCUAUCUAGGCCAGAUGCUCUUAACUUUCAGUUAUUCCAUGUAGGAUACCACCUGAAUAAACUGAUUGCCUCUCCUAGACUUGCUAAGUUUUGGGGUUCCCCCUACUCAUGAUACCCAGAUGCAGUGCUCUAGCUGUGCCCAGUGCAGCACACAGCAGGACUGCCCACUCCCUUCUCUGGCUAGGACAUUCUUUUAUAUAGCCUGCCAUAUUAUUUGCCUUUUGCUCACUCUUAAAACAAUGAUAUUUUCUCUUUGGCUUUAUUGAGCCUUUAUCAGCAGACUAAUAUCAGAACUGUGUUCCCUUUUUU
Messenger RNA from Vicugna pacos (alpaca), 4468 nucleotides. NCBI's taxonomy places the organism in Eukaryota, Metazoa, Chordata, Mammalia, Artiodactyla, Camelidae. The record is from RefSeq and is a predicted model, not a curated record.